Messenger RNA from Oryza sativa Japonica Group (Japanese rice), 4474 nucleotides. RefSeq names its product receptor-like protein kinase. Gene Ontology annotation, biological process: protein phosphorylation. Gene Ontology annotation, molecular function: protein binding; ATP binding; protein kinase activity. NCBI's taxonomy places the organism in Eukaryota, Viridiplantae, Streptophyta, Magnoliopsida, Poales, Poaceae. The record is from RefSeq and is a predicted model, not a curated record.
AUUUUCUGAAUCUUUGUGCUUAGUUAAAGCCACGUUCUUAAUUUCUCCUUUUGCUUUUGGUCACAGACUCACUGCCACAGUCCAAAAUUCUUUUCUUGCAAGCUGCUAAUGAGUUGCCUCAAUAGCCAUUUUUUUUCUCCAUUUUCUUGCACACUGAACUAGUGAACUUUUUUCCCUGUCCCUGUGCUUUCUAAUCCCAGUAGAUCUGCAGAAGAUUGAACCAUAAGUAUAUGUUGUUAGUUUCAAUACCCGAAUGUCUUGACAAUCGUAGUAGACGGUUUAAUGGUCUAGAGCAAGGAGUUUCAGAGGAAUGGAAAUGCGAAUGGAGGAAGGAGCAGGAGGAUGAAGAGGGAUUGGUUUGGUUAGGUUAGGUUACCAGCUCAAGAUGUCUUAAUCUUUUUUUAAUCUUUUUCUUCUGUUGGAUACUUGGAUGAUUGGGCCUGGGAAAGUAAGCCUACUAAAAUGUGGUUCUUGGAUGGAAUCGCUUGGCCCAAGAAGAGUUAGCCCAACGGCACAGACGGGUCGGAGACUCGGAGAGAGCGGCGUGGGUCUCGCCGCCGAAGCGGAGCACGCGGAUGGCGGCGGCGGCGGCGGCGGCGUAGUUACAGGGCAUGGCGGUAUUCCGGAGGAGGUUGGUUGUGAUUCCGCGGUGCUGCAGACUCCUUGCUGACCAGACAAAGGUGGUGUAAAGGCGUCGACUUCAAUCGAGCAUAAUGGGACUGCACAUAUGGUGUUGGUUGGUUGUCUUGUUCAGCUUGGCCCCAUUGUGUUGUAGUUUGAGCGCAGAUGGCCUGGCUCUUCUGGAUCUAGCCAAGACUCUGAUACUGCCCAGCUCCAUAAGCUCGAAUUGGAGUGCUGAUGAUGCAACUCCGUGUACAUGGAAAGGAGUUGAUUGUGAUGAAAUGAGCAAUGUGGUUUCUCUUAACUUAUCAUAUUCUGGAUUGUCUGGUUCUCUAGGUCCUCAGAUAGGACUCAUGAAGCACCUGAAAGUCAUUGAUUUAUCAGGUAAUGGUAUAUCAGGACCAAUGCCCAGUUCCAUUGGCAACUGCACCAAACUGGAGGUGCUCCAUCUACUACGUAAUCGAUUGAGUGGGAUCCUUCCAGAUACAUUGAGCAAUAUUGAAGCAUUAAGGGUUUUUGAUCUCUCCCGCAAUAGCUUCACAGGCAAGGUCAAUUUCAGAUUUGAGAACUGCAAGCUUGAGGAGUUCAUCUUGUCAUUCAAUUAUCUCAGAGGCGAAAUCCCGGUGUGGAUAGGGAAUUGCAGCAGCUUGACACAGCUUGCAUUUGUCAACAAUAGUAUCACCGGUCAAAUACCAAGUUCAAUCGGUUUAUUGAGAAACCUUUCUUACCUUGUACUUUCCCAGAACUCCUUGUCUGGCACAAUCCCUCCUGAGAUUGGUAACUGCCAAUUGCUGAUAUGGCUGCAUCUAGAUGCAAACCAGCUCGAGGGCACUAUACCAAAAGAACUAGCAAACCUGAGGAACUUGCAGAAGCUCUAUCUUUUUGAGAAUUGCCUCACUGGGGAGUUUCCUGAAGAUAUAUGGGGAAUCCAAAGCCUACUAUCUGUCGACAUCUAUAAAAACAAUUUCACUGGGCAGCUGCCUAUAGUGUUGGCUGAGAUGAAGCAGCUCCAGCAAAUUACGCUAUUCAAUAAUUCAUUCACUGGUGUCAUACCACAGGGGUUGGGUGUAAAUAGCAGUUUGUCCGUAAUUGAUUUCAUAAACAAUAGUUUUGUUGGCACAAUCCCUCCAAAAAUUUGUUCAGGGGGAAGAUUGGAAGUUUUGAACUUGGGUUCAAAUCUUCUCAAUGGUAGCAUCCCCUCUGGUAUCGCUGACUGCCCAACUUUGAGACGAGUAAUUCUCAACCAAAAUAAUCUCAUUGGAUCAAUUCCACAAUUUGUAAAUUGUAGCAGUCUUAAUUAUAUUGAUCUCAGCUAUAAUUUAUUAAGUGGGGACAUUCCUGCUAGCUUGAGCAAAUGUAUCAAUGUUACAUUUGUGAACUGGUCAUGGAACAAGCUUGCUGGUCUAAUACCAUCAGAAAUUGGGAACUUAGGGAACUUAAGUAGUCUUAACCUCUCAGGAAACAGACUAUAUGGUGAACUCCCUGUGGAAAUUUCUGGAUGCUCCAAGUUAUAUAAGCUUGAUUUGAGCUACAACUCUUUGAACGGUUCGGCACUCACAACUGUAAGUAGCCUUAAAUUUCUGUCACAGCUACGGUUGCAGGAGAAUAAAUUCAGUGGAGGUAUACCUGAUUCUUUAUCUCAGUUGGAUAUGCUUAUUGAACUGCAACUUGGUGGCAACAUUCUUGGGGGUAGUAUCCCUUCAUCGUUAGGAAAGUUAGUUAAACUGGGCAUUGCAUUAAACCUCAGUAGAAAUGGACUAGUUGGUGACAUUCCACCACUAGGCAAUUUGGUGGAGCUGCAGAGUUUAGAUUUGUCAUUUAAUAACCUCACCGGAGGUCUUGCUUCAUUAGGAAACCUACAGUUUUUGUAUUUCUUGAAUGUUUCCUACAACAUGUUUAGUGGACCAGUACCAAAAAAUCUUGUGAGGUUUCUGAAUUCCACUCCAAGUUCAUUUAGUGGAAAUGCAGAUCUAUGUAUCUCUUGCCAUGAAAAUGAUUCAUCUUGCACAGGUUCUAAUGUUUUGAGACCUUGUGGUUCAAUGAGUAAAAAAAGUGCACUCACACCACUCAAGGUUGCUAUGAUAGUUCUUGGUUCGGUUUUUGCUGGUGCAUUUCUGAUACUCUGUGUCCUUCUAAAAUAUAAUUUCAAGCCUAAGAUUAACAGUGAUUUAGGUAUAUUAUUUCAAGGAUCUUCUUCUAAAUUAAAUGAGGCUGUAGAAGUGACUGAAAACUUCAAUAACAAGUACAUUAUCGGUUCCGGGGCCCAUGGAAUUGUCUACAAGGCAGUACUGAGGUCAGGAGAAGUAUAUGCUGUAAAGAAGCUUGUACAUGCUGCUCACAAGGGCUCAAAUGCAAGCAUGAUCCGCGAGCUGCAGACGCUUGGUCAAAUUAGGCACAGGAACCUGAUAAGACUUAAUGAAUUCUUGUUUAAGCAUGAGUAUGGUUUGAUCCUAUAUGAUUUUAUGGAGAAUGGUAGCCUGUAUGAUGUGUUGCAUGGGACUGAGCCCACUCCAACUUUGGACUGGAGCAUCCGCUACAGCAUAGCUCUUGGAACAGCCCAUGGUCUAGCAUAUCUCCAUAAUGACUGUCACCCUGCUAUCAUACAUCGAGAUAUUAAACCAAAAAAUAUAUUGCUGGACAACGACAUGGUACCGCAUAUCUCAGAUUUUGGCAUUGCAAAGCUCAUGGAUCAAUAUCCUGCUGCUUUACAGACCACAGGAAUCGUUGGUACUAUUGGAUAUAUGGCCCCAGAAAUGGCCUUUUCAACCAAGGCUACCACAGAAUUCGAUGUGUACAGUUACGGUGUGGUAUUACUUGAGUUGAUCACCAGAAAGAUGGCUGUGGAUUCCUCAUUCCCUGGCAACAUGGACAUAGUUAGCUGGGUAUCCUCCAAGUUGAAUGAGACUAAUCAGAUCGAAACUAUUUGCGACCCAGCUCUCAUUACUGAAGUAUAUGGAACACAUGAAAUGGAAGAAGUGCGCAAGCUGUUGUCAUUAGCUCUUAGAUGCACAGCAAAGGAGGCAAGCCAAAGGCCUUCCAUGGCCGUUGUUGUCAAAGAGCUGACAGAUGCAAGACAUGUUGCUGGCUCAUACUCGAAGCAGAAUUCAGGCCCCAGCAAUUCUUGAUGGCUGAACAGGAUACAAAAGCACAAAGCUUGUACCAUGAACUCUCGUAGGUACUAAGAAAUGAAAACAAGCCAAUGGUCUAAUAGUGUUGGCUCAGGUGAUCUCCUUCGGUGACUGACAAAUCUCCUGGCUGAAACAGAUUAAUUAAGAUCAUACAUGACAUGGAGGGUAUAAACUUUGGGUUUGAUUUCUCAACAACAGGAGGAAUGUGAAUAAAACAUUGCAGUCAAGGAACAUGCGUGAGGAGCAUUGGAGCAAUAUGAUAUUCUGAUCUGAUUAUUAUAGCCCAUGUGAAGAUAUAAUUAUUUUAUGGUUGCAGCUCAGUCCAAAUUAACUGAGUACAUGCCGUAGUACCUGGCAUUCUCCAUUGUUUUGGUUUGACAAACCAAAAGCUGAAAAUAGACCAACACCUGCAGCAUUCAAUCGCUGUCCUUAUCGUCUAUUCUCCAAGUUACCUUGAAUAUGUGUUGAAACUUCGAUCGAACAGUCAAAGUUAACGUUGAUCUGUUGUCUGUUGAUGAUGUUUCUUGUUUCGAUGGAACUGUCGAAGUAAACAAUCUGUUGACGCUUCUUGUAAAUUCAAUGGAACAGUAAAAGUAAACACGCGCUCUGUUGACUUGGAUCUGUUGAUGAUGUUUCUUGUUUCGAUGGAACUAUCGAAGUAAACAAUCUGUUGACGCUUCUUGUAAAUUCAAUGGAACAGUAAAAGUAAAGAUGCGCUUUGUUGA